GGAACGCUCAAUAUCCCUUUGUAUGUCUCCUGUCAUGGACAGAACACUUCUCGGCUCUCAUCAAAGAGAGACAGGUCAUUCAUUACCUGGUCCAUCUUCUACUUCUCAGGUGUAUUAUUCUAAUUUUUGCCACUGUCGAAGUGAAAAUCUGAUUGAAUGGAUUUUUGUAGAAAGAUAUGCAGUACUACGAAUGGACAUUGAUCAUUUUAAUCAAGAGAGCUUGACAGGAAUAUAUUCCUAUUUUGUUCCUAUCUUGUUCUGAGCAUAAGGCUUGAUACGUAAUGCAUCUCUAUAAUUGUCAAUGCUGCUAACUCCUUACUCAGACUUAAUCCAGUUGGAGCUGUACUCCAAACGAUAUGCUUGAAACCUAACUGCUAGCUAGAUGCCAUAAGGAUCGCCAAUUCAGCUCGAAAACUUUGAGGACAAAGUAUUAAUCUCCUGGUAUUUAGAAGUGGGCUUUGUAAGAGGUCAGGUAUGAAAGUGCAUUAGCUGAUUAGGCAUCCAGGUUCGAGGAACGACGGCGUUAAGGACUUACUCCUUAAUCAGAGAUCAUUACUAUUUUUUAAUUAUUUUCUACGAGGAAUGAACGACAGACGAAUGUUUGAUUUGGUGUAGGGCGACAGAUGGACAUUGUUCGUAAAAUGUAUCACUAAUGUCAAAUAUUGGCUGCAUUCGUAAAUAUAUGACAACAUGGAGACAACACAAGCACCUGUAUACGUGACUGAGAUCAUCAGCGAGACAUCUAUAAGCAUCAUCAUAAAGGAGGUCACUGUAAACCAAACCAAUGUAACAGAUAUAUCAUUCGGAUCAAAGAAUAUUCCCUGGCCUCAGGUGUCUAUCAUGAUCCUGGUAUUAAUCUUCGGUGUCGUAGCCAAUCUCUCCAUCAUUUGGAUCGUACUGAAGAACAAACGCCUACGUUCAACACCAAACAUCAUCGUGGUGAACUUGACAAUUGGAGAUCUCCUGUGUUUGAUUGUCAAUCUACCAUUCAUCAUUGACUUUCACAUCAGGCGAGAGCGACACUGGGUCUUCGGUGAUUUCAUGUGCAAGUUUGCCCAUAGUAGUAUGGUGACCAGUGGAUGUAUCACGGUGUAUUCUCUGAUGGCAUUAGCCAUUGAGAGAUAUCUUGCCAUCGCUUGGCCGUGGCGUAACCGUGACAGCAGCAGAUGCGUAAGGAUGUCUCGAAGUUGUUUCUGCGGACCCACAUGGCAAAUUGUAUUCUUGAUAUGGUUAGGAGCGUUCACUGUCGGAGCACCAAUUUGGGUUACAGCCGAAGUACUGUACUAUCAGUUCCUUAACUACAGUGUAUGUAUUCCAUUGAAUAUUGGAGGCCACUUUGCUCGGGGCUACGAUGUAUUUCGCUUACUGGUGGCAUACCUUUUCCCGCUCGCCGUCAUCAUCAUUGCUCAUACUCUCACAGCACUUGCUCUACUCAAGAGUGUGCGGGGUACUGUGACAGGAGCAACUGAACAAGUGUGUUCCAAUAAUCGUUCCACACCUCGUGUUCGCUCUCGGGUCAAGUUGGCCAUUGUCAUCAGCAUACUUUCUGUGAUGUUCUUCAUCGCUUGGCUCCCGUUCUAUGUAUAUAGCAUGUGGGUAGAGUUCCAUUAUACGCAGGAUAUUUUCGAGGGAAUUGCGAUGCAUAAUUUCCUUGCGUGGAAAGACAUCCCAAUUUACCUCCUCAGCUGUCUAAAUCCUAUCAUGCUAUACGUCCUGAGUACUCGGUUCAGAGAGCAGCUCUAUCAAGAUUUAUUUUGCUGCAUCGCAAAACAGAAUUUUGACUGGAGACCAGCAGAAACCUUUAGUUCUUUGAAGAGUUCAUUCUUGACGGCGAGUACCUUCCGGGGUCGUUCAACCGUAGCCAGAAGAUCGUCCCCAUCCAAACACGACCCAAUGCUUGCUAAUGCAAAUGAACUCACAAAAUUCUAAGAUAAUAUAUAAUUGAGUUAGGCAAGUCGAUACGUUCUUUUGGGAAUGGAAUGUAUAGACUCAUCCACAGCAAUCCGUUACAACACGAAACAGAUCUAUAAAAUAACAUCAAUAAUUCUUACCUUCCCAACCGAUAAAAGCAAACCUGGUACAUGAAUGCAGUCCUCUUUCAGAUUGGUGGCAAUAAUGUCAAAUUUUUCAUAUUCAUAUUCUACUUUUUUAUUGCGGUCAGUAUACCAUUUACACUGUUUACAAACAAUAUCUACCAAAAGUGUAUAUGUAAAAUGUAAUUGCCACUUUUCUCAGAAAAUAGGUUUGGAAUUCAUUACUAAUGUCAGUGAAGGAACGUCAAAAUCUUGAAAAGUCAGUUUGGUUUAAGUAAAUCUGCCAUAUGAUUUCUAUAUCAGCCCCCCCCCCCCAAAAAAAAAAAAACAAUAAAUAAAUAAAAAAAAUUAAAGAAAUACAUUUUGAUAAUGAGAUGCAGCUUUGGGCGUUUCUAAGUAAUUUAUCUCCCAAUUUCAUGCAAACUGAAAUCAUUACUUUGGUGUUGAGGUGUCAUACAACAACCUUUGGAUGAUAUAAUAAUAUCAUGACCAUGAUUACCAGUUUAAAAUUAAACCCAAGAAGCCUGAGAUAAUAACCAAAUUAUAUAGUAACCAAAUACUGCCCGAACCGAAAUGAUUCUGUUUAAGGUUGUUAUUUUUGAUCUGUCAAUUCUUGUUAUUAGGCCGAGGUGGAAAGACAUGUAUUCCAAAGUGUGUCAUGUCACAGUAAAACGGUGUUUAAAGUUUUAUACAACGCCGUUUACUAUAUGAACCUUACAUUUGUUGUUUAAUAGUUUAAACAACCAUGUUUAAUUAAUUGAGAAUUAAGUAUCAUAAAUUAAACUUUGUUGUUUAAGAUUUUAAACACUUCUAGAAAUUGUUUAAACAACUAUUGUAAGGUUCAUAUGGUAAAAAACGAUGUAUAAAAAAUGUAAACAUGGUUUUUAAUGUGUAGGUAUGGUGGAAAUUAGAAUGUGACAAUGAUAGGAGUUCCUAUCGAGACAAUGUGCUUUGCCAAAGGAAAAUAUGAAUAAUGUUUAGUUUAUUAAUGUGAAAGUGAAUCACUGUUAUGUUGAUCCAAAUUAAGGUUGAGGUCCAUAUUCAUGAAAUCUUUGGUGAGCCUAGAUAGUUACAACACAACUGUAUACCGUGGAUGACGAGAUUAGAUUACGGACACAGGUGGCAUGUUACACAAAUAUACUUAUUGAGUGCAAUAAUGUUUGAAUAGUGUAAACAGGUAAAAGGUUUUUGUACCGAAUCAAAUCUUACUUUCGUCUUACGCCGUGAGAGAUCAAACUUGGAUAGAACGUGAAAGAAAAUUUCAAGGUCAGUAUAAAUACUUUUUCUCGAAAAGUUAACCCGUAUAUACUGUAAAUCUUUAGCUGCAUGUGAACAAUGACAAAAAAAGUUUUUCUAAAGAAUAUGUUUAACAACUUGUAUGAAUAGUCAAUACAUUUUCUAGUUCAAUUCUUUCGUGUAAAAUCCUUAUAAUGAACGUGUAUUGAUCACGUACAUGAAGAAUUAUCUUUAUGAACCUUUUUCUCUUACUCAGUUUUCAAUUACUUUCCAUGAUUGUAUAAAUAUACCUUGUGUACAAUGAAGUGUUAAUCUGCACACAUAAUUUAUAACUAUAACUUUGCUUUCAUAUGUUUGUCAAGACUUCUUUUCUCGCCACUCAUAUGUUUGUAUGUGUGUUAUCACUUGAUUUGAGAUUGUGUUUGAUAAAUGGGAUACGGAAAUAUAAUGGCGAAUUAUAAUUACUUUGGAAAAGGGGGAUUUCCAAUCGCAAUCGCUGAUUGUCCUGUCCCUGAUACUACAAUUCUAAUUAUCACUCUUCCGAGCUAUGGAUUGGUUUUGGCGCCAUUUCCACUUACAAUCAUAGCUGCAAGAUUGUUGUCAUAGCCAUAUCGGUGUUUUAGUGUAAUUUAUUUAUGCGGGAGGAGUAAAACACAAAAAUGGAGGUAGAAUGUAACAUAUCGUAACAUGAUUGUCUUCGUCUUGGUCAAGGUGGUUAAGAAAUAUUUUUUAUAGUUGUGUUUUAAUGAAGAUUAUUUAAUUGAACGUAUUACAUCACAUCGAUGAUUGUAACAGGUAGAUGUGAAAGAAAGCGGAAAUAGAUGUGUUUUUCAACAAUGUUCAUGAUAUUUUGUGAACGUGUAUUCCUUGAAACUAGUACUUUGCUUGACCAUUGAGCAUUAAGAGAUGAGAUAUAUCAUAAUGUAAAUAUUUGAUUACGAUUGUCUUUGAAAGUGUGAAACAGAAGAGAGUAGUAUUAAUGCCUUUUCAUGUAAAUAUUCUCGUGCACCAGAUUCUGUAAACAAUGUUGGUAUUGUACACAAUGUACGAAAGAUGAUUUAUAAAAAUAUAAUAUAUACUGUACAUGUAUAAAAUAGUCGUAUCUUUUUUCAAUGAUAAAUAUGGCCAUCUUUUUGAUCGCAAUGAUGACAAAUCUUAAUUCGCUUUAUGAACUUUUAAGAAUUUAGUAGGUGAUAAUAUAUUUUGUCAGUGUUUGAUUCGAGUAUUUCAUCUUAGAGUGUGACGCUCUAUUCUGCUGUGUGU
Lytechinus pictus (painted urchin) is the source of this 4532-nucleotide messenger RNA. RefSeq names its product allatostatin-A receptor-like. The transcript is spliced from 3 exons. Gene Ontology annotation, cellular component: plasma membrane. Bases 691 to 1929 code for a protein of 412 amino acids. Gene Ontology annotation, molecular function: neuropeptide receptor activity. The record is from RefSeq and is a predicted model, not a curated record. Gene Ontology annotation, biological process: G protein-coupled receptor signaling pathway. NCBI's taxonomy places the organism in Eukaryota, Metazoa, Echinodermata, Echinoidea, Temnopleuroida, Toxopneustidae.